Molecule: messenger RNA, 602 nt
Organism: Leptopilina boulardi
Lineage: Eukaryota; Metazoa; Arthropoda; Insecta; Hymenoptera; Figitidae
Exons: 3
Coding region: 119-442 (107 amino acids)
Source: RefSeq, a predicted model, not a curated record
GUUUGUAAAGCAACUUUGUAAAAAACUGGAAAAAGUAACUUUUUAAAAGUUUAAUCAUUUAUUUAUUAGUGUUAUAUCUGUUAUAUUUAGUAGAUUUUAAUUAUUUUAACGAGGGAAUAUGUUAACUCGACGUUUAAUUUUUUCCCACACUACAAGAAUGAAUUUUGAAAAAAAAAAAUUUUCCAAAAGUUCUUUGUCACAAGCUGAAAUCAGUAACGAAAAAAUUCAAAAUGUCAAUAAAAAUGAAUCUGCACGAAUGCAAAAGUUUCACGAAAAACUCAAGGCCGAUGUUUUACCACCGGAAAUAGAUCGUUCCAUGCGAUUUAUCGACUUGGUUCUCGUGGAAACUGAUCCAAAAAGUGGUGAAAUUAUUCCCAAUUCAGAAAAAGAACCAACCAAAUGGGGCGAUUGGCAGCACGGUGGAAGGGUUACGGAUUUUUAAAUAAAAAAAGAAAAAUUCUCCACUUUUCUCAAUGAUAGAAAUUUGUAUUUAAAAUACAAAGAAAUUAUUGCUAACUACACACUCCCGUAGAAAAUCUCUUCAAAAUUUCAAAAUUAAUUACAAUAUCCAUUUUUUUUCAACCAAAAAAAAAAAAACAGAA